UUAAGAAACAUUGAAGUUAGGCUGUUAAUAUUUAAUUAAAUAACUGAUUCUGCACAAAACUAUUGUGCAAAAUUAUAAAAUUAUGUGUAUUGUAGUAGGUUAAAAAUGCAGUUUGAAAUUAAUAUUUUAUUAAUAUGCAAAUAAUAAAAAUCUAUUUGUUGACAGGACUGCCACAUUCACAACGUUACCAUGAACUACUGAGACGUCGUUUGGGGUUGCCAGUGUGGGAAUAUAAGAACGAUUUCAUGAGACUGUUGAAUACACAUCAAUGUGUGGUGUUAGUGGGUGAGACUGGGUCUGGAAAGACCACGCAGAUACCGCAGUGGUCUGUAGAGUUUGCCUCCGUGACUGCGGGCAAGUCUAAAGGAGUGGCGUGCACACAGCCCAGGAGGGUGGCCGCCAUGUCCGUGGCGCAGAGAGUUGCUGAAGAAAUGGACGUCGCCCUAGGUCAACAAGUCGGAUACAGCAUUCGUUUCGAAGAUUGUUCAGGUCCACAAACAGUUCUUAAGUACAUGACAGAUGGUAUGUUGCUUAGGGAAGCAAUGUCAGAUCCCAUGUUAGAACAAUACAGGGUGAUACUCCUUGAUGAGGCUCACGAGAGAACCCUUGCUACGGAUAUACUCAUGGGAGUGCUGAAGGAAGUUAUCAAGCAACGUGCCGACUUGAAGUUAGUUAUUAUGUCAGCCACAUUAGACGCUGGCAAGUUCCAACAGUAUUUCGAUAACGCUCCAUUGAUGAAUGUACCGGGUAGAACUCAUCCGGUGGAAAUAUUUUAUACACCGAAACCUGAGAGGGAUUAUCUGGAAGCAGCUAUACGUACAGUGGUGCAGAUACACAUCUGCGAAGAGAUAUCUGGUGAUAUAUUGUUGUUUUUGACGGGUCAGGAAGAGAUAGAGGAUGCUUGUAAAAGGAUAAAGAGGGAGAUAGACAAUUUGGGUCCAGACGCUGGCGAGUUGAAGUGUAUACCGCUAUAUUCUACUCUACCACCAAAUUUACAACAGAGGAUAUUCGAGCCGGCGCCCCCCAACCGCGCUAACGGCGCGAUCGGUCGCAAGGUGGUGGUGUCCACCAACAUCGCGGAGACGUCGCUCACCAUCGACGGCGUCGUGUUCGUCAUCGACCCGGGCUUCGCCAAGCAGAAGGUGUACAACCCGAGGAUCAGGGUCGAGUCGCUGCUCGUCUCGCCCAUCAGUAAGGCGUCGGCGCAGCAGCGCGCGGGCCGCGCGGGCCGCACGCGCCCCGGCAAGUGCUUCCGUCUGUACACGGAGAAGGCGUACAAGAACGAGAUGCAGGACAACACCUACCCGGAGAUACUCAGAUCAAACUUAGGAUCUGUAGUUUUGCAGUUGAAAAAGCUGGGCAUUGACGACCUCGUGCACUUCGACUUCAUGGACCCGCCCGCGCCGGAGACUCUCAUGCGGGCUCUGGAACUGCUCAACUAUCUCGCGGCACUCGACGACGACGGUAACCUGACGGACCUGGGCGCGGUGAUGGCGGAGUUCCCGCUGGACCCGCAGCUCGCCAAGAUGCUGAUCGCCAGCUGCAACCACAACUGCUCCAACGAGAUACUGUCCAUCACCGCCAUGCUGUCAGUGCCGCAGUGCUUCGUACGGCCCAACGAGGCGCGCAAGGCGGCCGACGAGGCCAAGAUGAGGUUCGCGCACAUCGACGGGGACCACCUCACGCUGCUCAACGUGUACCACGCAUUCAAACAGAACACCGAGGACCCUCACUGGUGUUACGACAACUUCAUCAACUACAGAUCGCUCAAGUCCGGAGACAACGUCAGGCAACAGCUCAGCCGCAUCAUGGACAGGUUUAAUUUAAAGAGGACAAGUACAGAGUUCACGAGUAAAGACUAUUAUAUUAACAUUAGGAAGGCGCUAGUCAAUGGAUUCUUUAUGCAGGUGGCGCACCUGGAGCGCACCGGGCACUACCUGACGGUGAAGGACAACCAGGUGGUGCAGCUGCACCCCUCCACCUGCCUCGACCACAAGCCCGACUGGGUGCUCUACAACGAGUUCGUGCUCACCACCAAGAACUACAUACGAACAGUCACCGACAUCAAGCCGGAAUGGCUCCUCAAAAUAGCACCACAGUACUAUGAACUGAACAACUUCCCAGCGUGCGAAGCCCGGAGACAGCUCGAGCUGCUACAAGCGCGGCUCGACUCCAAAGUGUAUCAAGACGGUUUCUAGAUUAGUGUGUGUACGUACAAUGAAGUACGGAGCUGACGAACUGUGUGUGUGUUGUGGUGACAUGGAGUUUUAUAUGAGAAGUGAUCGUUUAGUGAAGUUUUAGCAGAAGUUUCUAUAAGAAGAAAUUGUGGAUGUGAUUUUAGAUUAACAAUUCAUUGUGAGAACAUUGAGAAGUUUGAUGUAUCGAGGUGACUGUACACUUUAUUGUAAACUGUAAAAGACUAGAGCGAAGGUGUGAUGAAGAAUUUUAAUUCUUGUUACUGAUACUGUUAAGAUUCAUAUUUGAUUGUUACUAGGGAAUCGAGCAGAGCAUAAAUCAAAUAUGAGUCUUACGAUGAUUAUUAUUUUGUUUUGAUGUAUAUUUCUUGUCGCUUAUUACAUAUUUGGGAAUGAGAAGGGUUACAGCAGUCAAUGUCUCACUCUUGUGACAUAUAAUAUGCAAUAGAGAGAACUAUGCAAGAUUAUUAAAAAUGUUCAUAAGAAAAGUAUUUAUAAUUUUCUUUUAUAAUUAUUGAUUGCUACUUGAUGUAGUUAUAAACAUAAUUUUGUAAAAUAACGAGAGCAAUAGUUUUGAAGUCGUCUGAUAUGUAAUAAUCUCAAUUCAUUAAUGUUAUAAACAUGGGCAUCAAAUAGUUUUAAAAAACUUUGCCCUAUAAAAACUGUAAACAACUAUAGGAAGACAACAAAUAUAUAUUUAGAGCGAAUACAGCCUAUUCAUUUACCUGUCGAGUAAAGUUUCCUGUGUAUAAAGUUUCCUGAGCAGAGAUGAUGGAUUAUAACACAACAUAUGGGUCCAUUAAAGAUGGGUGGUUUUUAAUGACCAUAGAUGCAGUGGAAUGUUUGUAUUGAUAUUGAAGUUUCGAAC
This is a messenger RNA of Diatraea saccharalis (sugarcane borer), 3063 nucleotides long. The record is from the annotation of a GenBank genome assembly. Lineage: Eukaryota; Metazoa; Arthropoda; Insecta; Lepidoptera; Crambidae.